ACAUCCGCCGUGACGUUACGCUCGCGCUGUCUGAAGGCUUUCAGUCUGUGCGCGUGUUGUUGACGGUCAGACAGAGAGAGACAGCGGACCAGGAGCGAUCGUCCUGAGGAAGCUCAUCAGAUCAUUAAUUCUGUCACCAUCAUGCAUGAAGCUGGACGUAAAAGGAUUUGCAACCUUUAACACGGUGAGGAAAGAAAGGCCAACUCAGAAGUGUCCUGUUUGAAGAACAGCUAAAUAUUUUCCACCCAAGAAAGACCAAUCAUCUGUGUACAGACAUGGCCAGCCCUCAGACGAGUCUGAAAACCGCUUUCAAAGACCUGACGUCAUUCAAAGGCAACAUGAAGCGGCUGUACAGGGAGCGACUGGAGGAUGCACCAAUCAAAAAGCGGGUAAUGGCGGAGAUGCACCUGAAACGACACAGUCUGGAGAGCGUCCCCAAGCCCCCGAAGGUCAAGAAGGAGCGCGAGGAACACGGCAGCUCAGAAAUGGACAUUGAGGAAAGAGAAUUUCACAUUGUGGGGGCUUCCAAGGCUUUAGAUCUCAGCGCGGGCCUAAAGCACACUCUAGCACAGUUCACGCUGAGCAGCCAGAGCUCACUGGGAGGUCCUGCUGCCUUCUCAGCAAAAUCUGCGCAGGACUGCGCCUCUCCUGCUGGCAUGGCUCCCCUACCGUCUCCCCCAGUCCUUGGAGGCGGCCCGCUCUUGGUUCCCUGCGACAGCUCCACAGAGCUCACCCAUUCUCUGCUUGAAGGAGAGUCCAUCUCCUGCUUUGUUGUAGGUGGCGAGAAGCGUCUUUGUCUGCCACAGGUACUCAAUUCAGUGCUGCGAGAUUUCUCUCUGCAGCAAAUCAAUGCUGUCUGUGACGAACUUUAUGUUUACUGUUCCCGAUGCGAUGCCGAGCAGCUGCACAUCCUCAAGGUGCUGGGCAUCCUGCCUUUCAACGCACCUUCCUGUGGCCUGAUCACCCUAACUGAUGCCCAACGCCUCUGCAAUGCCCUGCUCCGCCCGGGCGCCAUCCUCUCGGCCGACCCCAACAGCAAACUGGCUGGCCAAGGCCUGCUGAAGGAGAGCGAAGCCAGUUUCCAGGUCGAACACCAAUGUCUGGGCAAGUGCCAAGGCCUGUUUGUGCCCCAAUUCUACAUCCAGCCGGACGUCCCUUGUAUUCAGUGCAUGGAAUGCCGGCUGCUGUUUUCCCCACAGAACUUUGUAAUGCACUCACACAAGUCCCCUGACAAGAGGACCUGCCACUGGGGUUUCGAUUCAGCCAAGUGGCCCUGCUACUUACAGCUAGGCCGCAAGCAUGAAGGCACGCCGGAGGAGCCACAACUCAAACAGCUGCUGGACGAGAUGAAGGAGAAGUUUCACUACCAGCUUAAGAGGCCUCUGGACAAAAAGGUGGUGGAUGAUGACAGUCGCGGGAGGAAGUCCAGUCCUGCACCCUGCCCAUCUAACAGCAAGCUGUCUGAUAGCGUCCUGGAGAAAAAGUCCCCUUCUAAGGGCAACUUGCAGUCUUCGCUGGUGUUCAGUCGACUGUUUCCUGACAUCAAAGAGGAACCAGGACAUGGGCCCAUCAUCCACCCAAGUUACUACAUGUACACGUACGAUAAGAUGGUGGCUCCUAACGUGUCUCUGCGGAAGGAGGGGGAGGUGAGCCAUGAGGUUCUGGGUGCCCUGCUCAAGCAACACUACAGCAGGAGAACACUGACCCACGACAGCCAGCCCACCACAGAUCUUCCCACAUCUCCUUCCUCCAUUGCAGAGGAGGCCAAAACCCACCACGCGGACGAAGCAAACGAGUGCCGCCAUCCUCCUCCGUCAGUCGCCAUGGAGACCAGCCCUCGCAGCAAGCAGCACGCCCCCGUUCCCACGGAGGGCAAGGACAGCGGAACGGAGGACGACAAGGACAGGAUCAUGCUGGAGAUCGUCCAGAUGUACCGGCGGCAGCAAGAAAAGCUGAAUUCCACCCUUCAGAAACAGCUGCAGCUGAAGAUGGAGCUGGAGUCAGUGCGCGGGGGCGAGGCAGCCAGGCUGAGGGAGUUGUCUGUGGAGCAGCUGGAGCUGCAGAACGAGCUGGAGGCGGUGCACACUGAGCAUGCUCAGAGACUGGGGGAGGUGCGGCAGGAGCAGAGACAGCUGGAACACCGACUGGAGCAGCUCAGACAGCAGAGCUGCGCCUGCCAACCCAAAGAGCAGGAGGCGCAGUACAACGCACAGCUGUGCGAGCUUCGCUGCCGUCUGGAGCGUGCCGAGGCGGAGCGGCAGGAACUGCAAGAGGAGCUCUGCAGAGAGCGGGAGGCCCGAGAGAAGCUGGAGCUCAUGAUCUCGCAGCUUCGGCAGCAGAUGGUCCAGUCUGGCACCAAAGGGAGCCGCAGCACUAGCCCUGCCCAGCCCCCGACCCCUUCCGCAAGCCCCCAAUCCCAGCAUUCCCUCUCUUCACCGGCCCCUGAGGUAACCUCCAGAUAAACUCGCCCCCCUCUCUCGCACACUUCCACGCCUGUAGCCCAGGAUCCCGCUCGCCCACUCCCUGCAGAGUAACUGACAAACACAAGACAAACUCUGCAGAAAAGAGCAGCUCUCCCAUAACUGCUUCCGUUUGUGUUGCACCACCACAAAAAAAGACUUGAUGUUUGUGUUUAAUUUAAAAAAACGUUGUGUCACCCUGCCCUCAACCAGUCAUUAAGCAUUUUUUGGAUGUACAAGCCUGUUUAAUUUAUAGUCGUGCUGAGAGGCUGAUGGGACAGUGGAGGUAUUUCUUUGUUGGACUUCUUGCUUCCUGUGACGUUGGGAAAGCGCUCGAGUGACACUCAGUAAAAUACUACCUGUGACCCGAAGCCCAAGGAUGCCAAACGGCAAGACGCCAAUGCCCUGCAGCAGCAACAAGAAACCACGCGGAUGUUUACUUUUCAUUUGAAUUUUGUGUAUCAUUGUUCUCUACAGAGAAAAUGGGAGAAGGUUUUUGUUAACGUCACAAAAAAAUAUCAGUAAAAUAUUAAUCCAUAGCAUAUUUAAGUCAUUAUACUUAAUAAAAGCGAUUCGGAAACAUAGAGGGGGUCCCUAACUGAGGCCCCCCGGUUUAAGAUCGUAAUCCUUCCCCUCUUCCUCUCCAUCUCCCCUCCAUUUUCUUUCCCUGCCUGCCGUUUGUCUUUUGAGUCUGGUGUUGAUUAUAUGUUUCCUGUCUGCACUGCUGACCCUUUGCAGGCUGGUAUAUGACAAACAGCUCAGUUCAUUCCUGCUGCAUGAUGCAGUAAGCAAAGACUCACAUUCGCCCCCUGCUGGAGAACACUAUGAAACUCAGCCCCAUUUAACUACAGGCAGUUAUGCAAAAAAAAAAAAAGCUUCAGGAUAGUGCAGUCCACCUCAGUCUGAAGUUUAUGUUCAAAGCAUAAAAGGAUUCCUGUAGCUUCGAUAAGAACAUACUGGUUGUGGUUGCUCAGAAAUUUAAACAAAGCACACAGUAGACCUUAUAUUUGUCCUUUUCUUAGCAAAGGAUUCAUUGGCAGUGCAGUUGAUAAUGUAAAGAGCUGAAGUACAUCACAAUCUCCCAAAAACCUAAAGCUGAUUUCUUUAUUCAUCUGAGAACUGCUAAUAAAGCACCUAGUUAUUGAAUGCUGGAUUCCAGGUUAAAUGAUUUGGCUGUCAUGUAUUGGGUGUUUAGCCUGAUUUUUAUUUUUUAUAUACCCCUCUUAUUUAUUCCCCUGUGUCAUUAUUCUGGAUGAAUGAACAAACAGGUCUGAGAGGGAGAAGAAAAACAGACAGGGGGCCAAGGGAGGAAUGUAAAGGAAUGAAUGCUGUCACGUUAGCUCCCAGUCACUGAGAGUUGAAGAGGCACGCUUUGUCUCCGCAGAAUGAGGCAGCUGCCGCUGAUGUCCACUCACACAUCAGUUAGAUGGAUAAAGAAAGAUGGACACAGGAAGUGAAGCGAUUUUACCACUAAAGCAGUUUGUUCUUUCUUUCUUUUUUCUUUCUUCUGUUCAGAUUGGUUGUGUAAAACAAUAUUGGAUGUAAAUCUAGGCUUCUUUCGUGAUGUACAUAUCUCACAUAGAACAUUCCACUGUGCAUAACUCAUCGGAUUUACAGUCAGCCAAGCCGCAGCAGUUUUCUAAACCCGAUGAUGUGUAUAGUGCAAAACCUCUUAGAAAACGUAAGGAAACACCCUGACUUAUGUGAAUACAUCCAGCUAUGAAGAAUCAAAAAAAAAAAACUAUAUUGUAAAUGAGUGCUUUGACAUUUUUGAACUUUUUUUUUCUUGAGAUAUUCAGAAAUUAUUUAAUGUAUUAACUAAUAAAGAUUUAUAUACACUUUGUA
This is a messenger RNA of Carassius auratus (goldfish), 4304 nucleotides long. Its product is annotated as ski-like protein. The transcript is spliced from 8 exons. Gene Ontology annotation, cellular component: transcription regulator complex; nucleus; cytoplasm. The record is from RefSeq and is a predicted model, not a curated record. Bases 276 to 2462 code for a protein of 728 amino acids. Gene Ontology annotation, biological process: negative regulation of transcription by RNA polymerase II; negative regulation of transforming growth factor beta receptor signaling pathway; negative regulation of BMP signaling pathway. Gene Ontology annotation, molecular function: RNA polymerase II cis-regulatory region sequence-specific DNA binding; SMAD binding; DNA-binding transcription factor activity, RNA polymerase II-specific. NCBI's taxonomy places the organism in Eukaryota, Metazoa, Chordata, Actinopteri, Cypriniformes, Cyprinidae.